This is a messenger RNA of Salarias fasciatus (jewelled blenny), 2844 nucleotides long. RefSeq names its product taste receptor, type 1, member 3 (gene tas1r3). The record is from RefSeq and is a predicted model, not a curated record. Bases 1 to 2610 code for a protein of 869 amino acids. The transcript has 8 exons. Lineage: Eukaryota; Metazoa; Chordata; Actinopteri; Blenniiformes; Blenniidae. Gene Ontology annotation, cellular component: plasma membrane. Gene Ontology annotation, molecular function: G protein-coupled receptor activity. Gene Ontology annotation, biological process: sensory perception of umami taste; G protein-coupled receptor signaling pathway; sensory perception of sweet taste.
AUGGUGCCUCUUCUCGUGGCGCUGCUGGCGAGCUGCAUGUUCACGCUCAGCUUCGGCACCAGCUCGCGCGAGUGGUUCAGCAACGUGUCCACCAGCCUCUUCAGGCUGCCCGGGGACGUCAUGCUCGGGGGCCUUUUCCCCAUUAACAUUCUCACCAGCAACCUCAGCGAGAGGACGGUGCCCAACAACAUCACCUGUGACAGACUCAGUGAGUUCGGACUGGGCAUGGCUCUGGUGAUGAAAUACGCCGUGGACGAGAUCAACGCCAACAAAGCGAUGCUCCCCGGCGUCAAGCUCGGUUAUGAAAUCUACGACACAUGCAGACAGUCUGCCGUCGUGGUGAAGCCAACGCUCUCCUUCCUCACCGAGAAGCACAAAAAAGCGCUGGCGGUGUCGUGCAACUACACCGACUACGAGACCAGCAUCUCGGCCAUCAUUGGUCCGUACACCUCAGAGAUGGUGUCCGUCAUCGGGAAACUCAUGGGGUUCUUCCUCAUGCCACAGAUCAGCUUUGGAGCCACCAGCGAGAGAUUCAGUGACAACCAUCUGUACCCGUCGUUCUUCCGGACGGUGCCCAGCGACAAGUGGCAGGUGGACGUGAUGGGCCUCCUCAUGAAGGAGUUCGGCUGGAACUGGGUGGCCGUGGUGGGCAGCGAGGAGGAGUACGGUCAGAGAGGCGUGCAGCGUUUCACAAAGAUGGCGGAAAACAUUUCCGUCUGCGUGGCCUACCAGGCCUUUAUACCCGUCUACACCGAUCCCGAACCGGCGGCCAAAACUAUCGUAGAAAACAUCAUCACGGCCAAAGUCGGCGUGGUCAUAGUGUUUGCGAUGACUGCUCCAGUCAAGGUGCUUCUGACGGAGGCCAUCAGGAAGAACGUGACGGCUGUUUGGGUUGCCAGCACCAGCUGGGCCGUCAGCACUCAGAUAACCUCCAUCCCUAACAUUGAAACGAUCGGCACCAUCAUUGCGUUCACGGACAAGACCAGCACCCUGGAGGAGUUCACCGCCUACACAGAAGUGCUCCUGGAGAAGAUGGGCAGGGAGAGGCCGGAGACCGCCCCUCCGACGCCAAAGACUCUGGACCCCAGUAACCCCUGCCCACAGUGCUGGAACAUGUCGCCUGCGAACAUCAGCCUGGUGACGGACCCCGGGGUGCAGCGGUCUGCCUUCAGUGUGUAUGCUGCCAUCUACAGUGUAGGGCAGGCACUGCAUGACUUGCUGAACUGCAACACCACUGCCUGUGACUGGGGGCCCAACACCAAAGUCCUCCCCUGGAAGCUUUUAGAAGUUCUGAGGAAAACGUCCGUCAACAUCAACGGCAUACUCUUAAAGUUCGAUGAGAGCGGGAACCCGAACAUCGGCUACAAUGUGAUUCAGUGGAUCUGGGAGCCCGAACUGCACUUCAGACACGUGGGGACCUUCAUGUACGAGCUCUUCCUCAACAAGUCCAAAAUGUCAUGGCACACUGCAGACUCCCAGGUUCCUCUGUCCACGUGCUCGGCGGAGUGCGAGUCGGGUCAAGUGCGCAGGGUCAAAGGUUUCCACUCCUGCUGCUUCGACUGUAUCGACUGUCUGGCCGGCACCUACCAGGCAAACUACGAGGACAUCCAGUGCACGCCCUGUCCCGAGCGUCAGUGGUCCCACCUGCGCAGCACCAAUUGCACCCCCCCCACCUUCGAGUUCCUGUCCUGGGGCUCCUCCACCGCCCUGGAGAUGAUGCUGGUGGGGGUGCUGGUGCUGGUGUGCCAUGGCGCCGUGGCGGUGGUGUUCCUGCGGCACCGCGGGACCCCCCUGGUGACGGCGUCGGGGGGGGUCCUGGGCCUGGUGGCCCUGCUGGGCCUGAUGGGGGCCUGUUUCAGCCUGCUGCUGUUCCUGGGGAGGCCGGGCGACGUGGUGUGUCGUCUGCAGCUGCCCUUCAUCUCCAUUUUUCAAACCGUGGCUCUCUCCAUCGUCAUGUCCAUCUCUCUACAGAUAUUGUUUGUGACCGAGUUCCCGGAGACGGCGGCCCGCCACCUGCCGAGGAUCAGAGGCCCGUUCAGCUGGCUCUUUGUGCUGACCUGCUGUGCCGUGCAGGCCGGUCUCUGCGGCUGGUUUGUCCAGAACAGCGUCACCCUCUCGCAACAUGUGGCAAACAUGAAAAUAGACUUUGUGAGUAAAUUCCUCCCGUGCCCGGUGUCGCCGUUGCUGGGACUGGCUUUGAUGCAAGGCUUCAACGGCGCCAUGGCCCUGAUUUCCUUCAUGUGCACCUUCAUGGCCGUGAAGCCGCUGCAUCAGUACAACCUGGCCAGGGACAUCACCUUCUCCACUCUCAUCUACUGCGUGGUCUGGGUGGUCUUCAUCCCCAUCUACAUAGGAAUGAAAGACCAGGAAAAGUCCGUCCUACAUGUUUAUUUCACCCUGGCGGGCAUCUUCGGGCUGAUGGGAGCUUAUUAUUUCCCCAAAUGCUACUUUCUGCUGAGGAAACCUGACCUGAACAAACCGGAGCACUUCUGCACCUUCCUGGAGGGGGCGCCGCCGAGACCACUGGAGGACGAGCCGCAGCCUCAGGCCCAGCCGGAGCCUCAGGAUCAGCCUGGAUCUCAGCCUGAGACUGAGACUGAGGGGCAGUAAGGAGGGCGACAUGGGAAAUUACACUUGUGUUUCAUAUAUGAAUCACUUUUAAAUAUGAAUGCUUUGAAAACCGAGUGAAGACAGUUUAGCAGAAUCAUCUUUGUCAAUGAUGUUGACGUCUUUGUUCAUGAAAAUAGCAGUGCUCUUUCACUUGGCCCUGAUUUAUACAUUUAUGCUGUGAAAUGAUGUGUUUAGCUGUUUUUUGUUUUUGUUUUUAAAUUAUUAUUAUUUUCA